Messenger RNA from Glycine soja, 1010 nucleotides. Its product is annotated as nascent polypeptide-associated complex subunit alpha-like protein 2. Bases 157 to 813 code for a protein of 218 amino acids. Lineage: Eukaryota; Viridiplantae; Streptophyta; Magnoliopsida; Fabales; Fabaceae. The record is from RefSeq and is a predicted model, not a curated record. The transcript has 4 exons. Gene Ontology annotation, biological process: protein targeting to membrane. Gene Ontology annotation, cellular component: cytoplasm; nascent polypeptide-associated complex.
AAAGUCCCAAGGAAAUAAUGGGCCUAGGAAUCCAAAAACCCUCAAGACGAGGAGGGAACGAAUGAAUAGAAGAAAAGGAGACUCAUCAUCAUCAUCGUAUCGUAUCUGCAACAAUUUCUAAUUUCGGGCUUCACUGUUUAGUGUAACUCUCAAGCCAUGUCUCCGGGUCCCGUUCUUGACGCCGGCGCCGACCAACAAAUCCCCUACGUCGACGACGCAUCCCUCAAGAAGAAACCUCACCCCCUGGAAGAUGACGCUCCUAUUGUCGAAGACGUCAAGGACGAUGACAAAGACGAAACCGAAGACGAGGACGAGGACGACGAUGACAAGGAAGAUGACGCCCAAGGUGCUGCUGAGGGUGGGAAGCAGAGCAGAAGUGAGAAGAAGAGCCGAAAAGCAAUGCUGAAGUUGGGACUGAAACCUGUUACUGGUGUUAGUAGGGUCACAAUCAAGAGGACAAAGAAUAUUCUUUUUUUCAUCUCAAAACCUGAUGUCUUCAAGAGUCCAAAUUCUGAGACCUAUGUCAUAUUUGGGGAGGCAAAAAUAGAGGACUUGAGCUCUCAGUUGCAGACGCAGGCUGCUCAACAGUUCAGGAUGCCAGAUGUGGAAUCUGUACUGGCAAAACAAGAUCAAGAUGCUGCAGCUGCAGCAGCACAGCCUGAAGAAGAGGAGGAGGUUGAUGAAACUGGUGUCGAGCCCCACGACAUUGAUUUGGUGAUGACACAGGCAGGAGUAUCAAGAAGCAAGGCUGUCAAGGCCCUCAAGACUCACAACGGGGACAUUGUUGGUGCCAUCAUGGAGCUCACUACUUAGUUUCGGUUUAUGUUCUAUUUGUAGUUGUUGAUUUUUGGGGAUGAUUUUGGAACUAGUGCCAUCCUUAUAAUUUUGUGGUAGCCAAACCAUAUCUCUGGUCCUUAUGGUUGUGUUUACCUUAUAAUUUUGUUGCUCUCUAAAAUUUGUGGUACAAUAUGAUGAUCAAUGAUCAUAUUCUUUUGUUAUUUUUACUUAUA